AGAAAAAAAAGACAACCAACCACCACCAUGAAGAAGCAACUCAGCAGACUCAUCAAAAACCAACUCAAACUCAACCAAACACUAAAAACCAAAAACAACAACAACCUACUCCUACUCAAACCUCAAACAUCGAAAAACACCAUCUCAUUCAUCGGAUCAAAACUAGCAAACACCAUCAACAGCAUCACCAACAACAACUGGACCAACCUAGACAUCAAACACACUCACACCAACUGGAAAACAAACCCACUCAGAACAACAACAACAACUGAACAUCCACUCAACGCACAACUCAUCAUCAUCGUAUUCGACCCAAUCACCGAAUACCAUCUGCUCAAACAACAGCUCACUCUCAUCAAGAACAUCCACCAACCCCUCCUCAUCCUCCUCGACUCCCCCAUCCCUGCCAACCUCCUCAAACCGAUCCUCUUCCAAAACGAACCAUUUCUGGCACUCAACCACAACAACACGAUCUUCUUCAUCGACUCCCAAGCCGCACUCGACGCCAUCCAUCACUUCGAUCAUGAUACUCAAGCGGCCAUCGAUCGGAUCCGCAACUCCGGCUUGCUCGAGCUUCGACAGGCUAUCCACACCGCUCUCCAGCCCCCACCUUCUUCCUCUGCUCAACAGAAAGAUCCUCCGAAUCGGCUCAGACCGGCGCUCUCGCUCGCCGAACUCGCUCUCGAUCUUGCCGAGGACAAGGUGCUCUCGAUCGUCGAGGAGACUCAGACGGCGUCAGCCAGACUUGCGCAGUACCAUCGCCGGCUCCAACGGCUCCAGAAUCUCGCCCGAUCGGUCCAAGGCCCGGGUUCUUCGGAACCGUCUUCGCUGAAGAAGCUGCUCAUCUCUCGUCUGGGCUUCUUCAGAUCCCUCUUCUCCUCCGAUCUCGUCGGAACUCGAGCUUCCAUCAUCUUGGACCAACUCUAUCUAGACCAAAUCGAGAAAAACCUGAUUUUUCAAGCGGGUCAGAUCCAGAUAAUCAAGCAAAGAGCGGACGAGGUGAUCGGGGAGCUUCUGCGAGACCCGAUCCUAGCCCGAUACCGGACGGAGACGAUGGUCAAUGACGUCCUACGAUCCCGGGCCACCGAUCACGAUCUCUUCCUGCUCGACCAACAACAUGAUGUUUCAAGUGAGAGAGAGAAAGGGAAAGAGAAGAUCCAGAUAGGAUCUGUCCGGAUCUUCGAGCAACACAAAACCAGACUCCUGGGCCCCGGCGGGCCGGUCCAAGCUCUCCAAACCAAGGCGACUCGAAUGAGCCUCAAUACGGUCUUCUUGGGGCUCGGCAUCGCCGCCCUCUCGCUCGCCUCCCAUCCGCCUCUCCUCCUCCUCCUCCCCACACUUCCCUCCCCUCUUCCCUCCCUCCCUUCUCCAGCCCUCCCCGCUUUCCUCGCCCUCGCCGCGCUCUCGUUCGCCCAGAAAUCUUGGUCCAAAUCCGUCCGCUCGUUCGUUCAAGAUCUCGACCGCUGGAAUCACAACCUUCAUCAUCAUCUUCUCGAGUAUCAGCAACGAGUCGGUGAACGGAUCUUCCUGCUUUCGACCUCUUCUUCUUCUUCUUCUUCUUCUUCUUCUUCCUCGACGACGACGACGACGACGACGGCUUCGGAACCCACUGGCACCACCACCGCCUCCGAAAUCGGCAACCAUCCAUCAUCUAAUCAAGAAGAUCAAGUCCAGCAGCAAGAUGUGGAUCUGAUCCAAGCGAUCCGAGACAACAUCCACGCUCGAUUGAAUGUCCCUGUAGCUGAAACAGACCAAGAAGAUGAAGAUGAUAAAGAUGAUGAUGAUGAUGAUGAUGAUGAGCAAGAUGAUGAACAGCAACAAGAUGACGAUGAUGAUGAUGGAACGUUGGAAUCUACGCCUUCUGGUACUUCUUCCACUGUUAAUUUGGUCGACUGGGUCCGCCAGUUACGCCGCCGUCUCGAAUCUCUUAAACCAGACCUCUCUCCUCCUCCUCCUUCUUCUUCUUCUUCUUCUUCUUCUUCUUCUUCUUCUUCUUCUUGUUAUGACCAACCCAAAAAAUCAUCUCAACAAACUGGCUAGUCUCUCUCUUUUUUUUUGGGGGGGGGGACGGGGAGCACG
This is a messenger RNA of Puccinia graminis f. sp. tritici CRL 75-36-700-3, 2079 nucleotides long. RefSeq lists its product as uncharacterized. Bases 28 to 2040 code for a protein of 670 amino acids. The record is from RefSeq and is a predicted model, not a curated record. NCBI's taxonomy places the organism in Eukaryota, Fungi, Basidiomycota, Pucciniomycetes, Pucciniales, Pucciniaceae. The transcript is spliced from 3 exons.